CUUUUGUAAAUGGCGAAUGUGAGUAGGAGGAAGGUUUGACGUUGACGCGUGAUUUUAAGGUUAUCUGGAGCUGUCAUAUACAAGUCUACGCGUCGCGUUUUAUUAUCCAUUUCUUAUUUGUCAAAAAAAAAAAAAAAAAAAAAAAAAAAAACAUUCCGCGCUGUGCGCUCGUUGUGAUGACAAGAGCUUUUAAUAUACUUAUUAUUUAUUUUAUUUAACAAUAACGAAACAGCAACUAGUUAAAAACUGAAAUUAUUCGAUUAUACACUUAUCAAUGUGAGAGAGGAACGAGAGAUAAGAACUCGACAUCAUUUGUAUCAACGAAAAAACACGAAAAUGGCACUCAUCAACAUCGAGGGAAUUGACCCUUGGCUCACCGAGUAUGACGCGUGUGAGAAGUUGUUCCGCGAGAUUAUGGAGCAGCUCACCAUGCGCAACGGGGAACCAAAAACGUCGAAAGCUUACGGCAGUUUGUCGGCCAACAUAAGGUUGCGCAUGAAGCAGUAUACGCGAGAGGUUCAGCAGUUGAAGAGCAAAGUGGAAGAAGCUUCUAAGUUAAAGACAAUAACGUUUGAAGAAGCCGAACGUAGAACAAGACAGGUGGAACAAUUACAAAGUAAAGAUAUUCAGUUGCAGAAGUUGUACGAUCCGCGAACAAGCGAUUACGCGUCAUCGCGCGCUAGUUUGUUGAGAGGCUCCUCGGCCUUUGCCGACGGUGGCACAACUUCCUGGGCUGCUGAUGAUGAGGACGAGAGACCGAUAGACGUUCAAGUAACUGUUAGCGAUCUCAUGAGCUAUCAGGACCAAGUGCUGAAAGAACAAGACAAAGGCUUGGAAGAGCUUUGUAAGGUCAUAGCUCGUCAAAAAGAAAUUGGACAGUCUAUCAGCAACGAAGUAGAUCACCACAAUGAAAUAAUCGACGAUCUGGCUGAUCACAUGGACAGGACCGAUCAAUCUUUAGUCAAUAAGACCGAACAAAUCCGUAGUAUCAGUUCCAGAGACCGCACGUGUGGUUACUGGGUGGUGAUACUUAUACUUUUCGUCGCCAUUCUUGUUGUUUCCUUAGUGUAAUAAUAAUCGUCGGAUCGAUAUUAUUUUAAUUUUGUGAAUCAUGUUUAUACUUAACAGCGAAGCGCGAAAGCUGACGCCAAAACAACAAAUAGAAAUGUAACAUCUCUCAACUCUUACUAAUUAGAACGACACGUCACGUAAUUAUUUAUAUGUUUUGUUUUCUUUUAUUGUUGAAAUAUUUAGGAAAUUUAACGUUCGGUGAUAAAGUACGUGUAUGAUACUGAAGUAUAUAAAAAAGUUAUUGUAUCAACUGAUGUGUAAUAAGAGGAAGUUUGACCAUAUGUAUUUUGUAAAUAUGCGUCUUUCUAUAUAUAAACAGUUGAGUUGUAUAUACUGCUACGUUAGAAAUAUAAAUGAUAUUACAGCCACUGACAACUGUGUGUGUGUGUUUACAAUUGAAAC
This is a messenger RNA of Pseudomyrmex gracilis, 1473 nucleotides long. It is a transcript of the gene Syx8, whose product is annotated as syntaxin-8. Gene Ontology annotation, molecular function: SNARE binding; SNAP receptor activity. The record is from RefSeq and is a predicted model, not a curated record. The coding region runs from base 337 to 1071 and encodes 244 amino acids. NCBI's taxonomy places the organism in Eukaryota, Metazoa, Arthropoda, Insecta, Hymenoptera, Formicidae. Gene Ontology annotation, biological process: vesicle fusion; intracellular protein transport. Gene Ontology annotation, cellular component: SNARE complex; endomembrane system. The transcript is spliced from 6 exons.